UGCAGCAGGCAAAGAACAGUCCUUCAUUUUGGUGCACAUGUAACCGACUUGACCUCUCCGGCUGUGGCACAAUUAACGCGCUCAGUUCUUCUUGCUCGUAUUUUUUCUAUCAGUAUCGUCAGAGUAGGAAGAGCAGACAAUAGUCUCACAAACAGCACAGACAUUAGGUGAAUUAUCAUUCCGCUGUGUUAGGGUAAAUACGUGUAGGACUGAUGGCUGCGGUAUCGGCUCUGUCUCCAGACGCUGGGCCUGUGGAUACUCGACCACCUGAAGACGACAUCGAAGGAGACGAUGAUGAUGAUCUAGAUGAAACCUUGAUGGAGAGGCUAUGGGGAUUAACAGAGAUGUUUCCUGAUACACUGCGCUCAGCAGCAGAAGUAUCAGCACAGUGCUCGCUGUCCCUUGCGAAAAAAGUUUACAGCUUCUCCCGUACUGCUCUGUGGAUCGGCACUACAUCAUUUAUGAUCCUGGUACUCCCAGUCGUGUUCGAAACAGAGAGACUACAGCUGGAACAACAACAGCUACAGCAACAGAGACAGAUCCUGUUGGGGCCAAAUGCAGGAAUAUCUGGUGUUAUUCCAGGAAUGGCACCUGUUGCUCCUGGAAAGGUCUGAAGAAGUGGCUCAUACCCCCCGUUGUUAAGCUGCAGUUAACAGAGGACUCGGAAAUGAGUCGUCUCGGUGGGGAAGAAGAGGAGACAUGAGCCGGCUUCUUUCAUAAAAUCAGUCAUCCAAUUUCCAAUGUUUUUUUUUUUUAUUAUUAUUAUUAUUUCUUUGGUUUUGUCGUUACAUGUGCCUGAAGAAAAACAAUUACUGUAGUGCAAACGUACACACACACGUCAUAUGUAUAUCUUUGUUUGAACAUGCAUCAGUCAAAAUAAUUUGAGGGUUAAAUUAUGAAUGUCUUGCUCCUUCAGAAAGAUCAGUGGAUUUUGGUUGUCUGUCUUUUUUAUUAUGAAUGUUUAAGGCUCCUAAAGUAAGAAUUAUUUUAAUUGAAGCAGAAGUUGUAACAAACACAAUACACUAGAAAUGGCGACAGAUGUUGUAUAUUCUUUAGUCAACGUGUCUACUUUCUCCAGAGGGACAGAAACAGAGAAGGGCCUCAGUGUUACAAAGGCGUCAUACAAUUCUUUCCUAAAUAAGGAUUCUGCAUUCGUUUUAAUACUUCUCUGCAACAUUUUACAAGAACAUCUGUAACACUUCCAUAGAAAAUCCUUCCUCCCUGCUUCUCCAGGAAGUCUUCAGAAUAUCACUGUAUAUUUGACAUGUCUUCAGAAAUUAAACAAACAAACAAA
Messenger RNA from Hemibagrus wyckioides, 1294 nucleotides. RefSeq names its product translocase of outer mitochondrial membrane 22 homolog (yeast) (gene tomm22). The record is from RefSeq and is a predicted model, not a curated record. Gene Ontology annotation, biological process: intracellular protein transport. Gene Ontology annotation, cellular component: mitochondrial outer membrane. NCBI's taxonomy places the organism in Eukaryota, Metazoa, Chordata, Actinopteri, Siluriformes, Bagridae. The coding region runs from base 213 to 614 and encodes 133 amino acids. The transcript has 4 exons.